AUGGCCCUGAGUAUGAUGCGAGAACACAUUCAACUCAUUCGGCAGGCCAAAUUCGAUCCUAUGACCUACGAGGGACACGGCUAUGUUCGUCGAGGCCCCAUUUGGACAGACGGUUUCCGCCUCCAUCUGUCGACCUUCAAAUGUGGGCCAGAUCAAAUCAAGGUCCUGGGUCUCGAUCUCAGCCAAAUCCGUGUAGUUGGAAUUAGCGCAUUGCUACCAGAGAUCGAUGAUCCUGCCAGUACGACAACGGGACCUGGAAGAAAGGACGAUGAUGACGACAUGAGCAGUUCUUUCGAGGAUACAACCCCUACUUUUGGUUCUCGUACCUAUUACAAUCUCGCAGUGAAGCAGAAGGCUGUGUACCAGCCUACGUUCAAGCACAGAAGAUAA
This is a messenger RNA of Gamsiella multidivaricata, 390 nucleotides long. RefSeq lists its product as uncharacterized. The record is from RefSeq and is a predicted model, not a curated record. The transcript is spliced from 2 exons. Bases 1 to 390 code for a protein of 129 amino acids. NCBI's taxonomy places the organism in Eukaryota, Fungi, Mortierellomycota, Mortierellomycetes, Mortierellales, Mortierellaceae.